AUGUCUUCCGCAGCUUUAUCGGAGCAAGACGUGGCGAAGGAUGAGCUUGACUGGCUGAACGGGACGUCGGGACAAGCAGCUGUGCACGCCGGAGCACGGGAAGCAAACACCAAGAGGCUGACUGAUUUGGGGUACGGCCCAAUCGGCUAUGGAGUCGUCACUCUCACAGUCUCCACCACUGGAAGGACGUCAUCGUUGGGGCUGCUCAGCCUCAGAGCGGGAGAAGCCUCAGCGGUGUCCGUGUCGGAGAUGUGCCGUGGGGACCCCUCGCGCUCGCUCUCCGUCACUCUGCCGGAGUCCAACAAUGACUGGCAAAGCGGCCUGGACUGGACAUGGCAUGCCGACCAGACCCCGAUUGGGCUGGCAAGGCUCAACAACGGAACUGGGAUCGUCACUCUCAGCUUUGGCAUUGCGAACCCCCACGAGAGCCACUUCACCACGCUCUGCUUGGUACAGAGGACGGUGCCUGAGGAUCAGCCCGAGGUCAUCAGUGAGGGAGUCCCCUUUGUCUGCAUGGCAGAUCUAUGGGCCCCGCAGCGCGAGAUUCUCGAGAUGUUCCGCCGACUGACCGCGCAAGGUACUGUGAAGCCGAGAGCCAGCGGUACAGCGGAUCCGGUCCCUGAAGACGGCGACUCGGAGACGGGCGGCGAAGACGUCGGUUCGGAGAUGGAUCCUGGAGACAUCGGCUCGGAGACGGGUGCUGAAGACUCGGAGACGGAGGCUGAACACCAGCCAGGUGACAUCUCCCAGGGCGUUCGCAUGGCAGAUUUGAGCAUAGUGUAG
This is a messenger RNA of Dioszegia hungarica, 783 nucleotides long. RefSeq lists its product as uncharacterized. Bases 1 to 783 code for a protein of 260 amino acids. The transcript has a single exon. Lineage: Eukaryota; Fungi; Basidiomycota; Tremellomycetes; Tremellales; Bulleribasidiaceae. The record is from RefSeq and is a predicted model, not a curated record.